This is a messenger RNA of Parnassius apollo (apollo), 438 nucleotides long. The record is from the annotation of a GenBank genome assembly. NCBI's taxonomy places the organism in Eukaryota, Metazoa, Arthropoda, Insecta, Lepidoptera, Papilionidae.
AUGCCACCACAGCAACAUAUAAUGGACUUAGAUGUCAAAAUGAGCGAGUUUUUAGACAGCAGGCUAUCACAACAAACUGAUCGCCCAAUUUUAUCAUUUUUUAAAGGUAUCCUACCCUCUGUUACGUCUUUCGACGAUGACGAAACGUUGGAGCUUCAAUCAGGUGUAUUAUCACUGAUACAACAAAUCAAAAAGAAACGUGAAAACAGACUUUAUGCAAAUAAUUAUAAUUACGCGCGUGAUAGCACACGGCGAUCGGGGUAUUCGACACAGAACUAUAAUUAUUUAUCUACCGAUGAAUCCGGAUAUUCCUCUCAAAACCAGGCUGUUCUUACACCACAUGGGUCUGGAUAUGAAAGACGUCAAACGUAUGAGGAAGGAUCGCCUGCUGCAUCUACUUGGUCGGAAAGUACUGAAUUAAAUUUCUCCGAUUUUUGA